AUGAAAGUCAAGGAGACAAGAGAGAGGUCAGGGAGGAAGGCCAGGGAGACACCAGAGAGGUCAGAGGUCAGGAAGGAAGGCCAAGGAGACACCAGAGAGGUCAGAGGGCAGGGAGGAAGGCCGAGGAGACACCAGAGAGGUCAGAGGUCAAGAAGGAAGGCCGAGGAGACACCAGAGAGGUCAGAGGUCAGGAAGGAAGGCCGAGGAGACACCAGAGAGGUCAGAGGGCACGGAGGAAGGCCGAGUAGACACCAGAGAGGUCAGAGGGCACGGAGGAAGGCAGAGGAGACACCAGAGAGGUCAGAGGUCAGGAAGGAAUGCCGAGGAGAUACCAGAGAGGUCAGAGGGCAGGGAGGAAGGCCGAGGAGACACCAGAGAGGUCAGAGGUCAGGAAGGAAUGCCGAGGAGAUACCAGAGAGGUCAGAGAGCAGGGAGGAAGGCCGAGGAGACACCAGAGAGGUCAGAGGGCAGGGAGGAAGGCCGAGGAGACACCAGAGAGGUCAGAGGUUAGGGAGGAAGGCCGAGGAGACACCAACGAUGUCAGGGAGGAAGCCCAAGGAGACACCAGAGAGGUCAGAGGGCACGGAGGAAGGCCGAGGAGACACCAGAGAGGUCAGAGGGCACGGAGGAAGGCCGAGUAGACACCAGAGAGGUCAGAGGGCACGGAGGAAGGCCGAGUAG
This is a messenger RNA of Knipowitschia caucasica, 681 nucleotides long. Lineage: Eukaryota; Metazoa; Chordata; Actinopteri; Gobiiformes; Gobiidae. The record is from the annotation of a GenBank genome assembly.